CGUACCGAUCUAGAGUAUAAACCAACAUCCAAGAUGCGUGCUGCCGUCGUCGUGUUCGUCUUUGUGAUUUUCGGACUCCUCAGUGUCCUGGAGGCGGUGCCCGCUCCUCAGUACUAUGGGGGUGGAUUCCCAGGCUUCGGCGGUGGAUAUGGCGGAUAUCCCGGCGGCUUCGGUGGCGGAUAUCCUGGCUACGGUUUUAACCGCGGUGGUUUUGGCGGCGGCUUUGGCGGCGCAUCGUCCUCUGCACAAGCAAGCGCGUCGGCUGUCUCUAACGGAGGCUAUGGUGGCUUCUAUGGCUAAAUAGCUUUA
Drosophila kikkawai is the source of this 309-nucleotide messenger RNA. The record is from RefSeq and is a predicted model, not a curated record. Lineage: Eukaryota; Metazoa; Arthropoda; Insecta; Diptera; Drosophilidae.